AGACAGGUUGUGGUUUUCUAGAGUACAAAAAUAAGUGUGUUUUCCUCUGGCUUGUCAUUUACCUCCUUCUCGAACUUUCAAAAUUCAACUUUAAUUCAAAUCUAUUUCAAAAUUCAUUGAGUUAUAUAUUAUGGAACUAUUUGUUUGAAAAUCCCUGUCAACAUAUACUACUCUGACCGAGACAAGGUUAGGUUCCCUCUCAACUUCUUCUUCUUCUCCACUUCCUUCAUUACUUCAUUCAAAAGAUCUGGAUAUCAAGUUGAUGCUGAGUAGCACACCGCAUUGAUACCGAGGGUUUUCUUCCUCUGCAUUAGUUUUCACGGCAAAGUAUUGAAGAACACAGAUGCCUAGAACAAGGGAAAGAGUUUCUGAAGUGCCUCAAAGGCUAUCUCCACGGCCUCCAUUUCAUACGAGGACAUCUUCAAGUUCAGAGUCUGAUCCGUUGCAUCGUAGUCCUAAGCUAAGUGAUCGUCGUUCUCCUCGUAGUGCUCAAUCUGAUCCCUUGAAUCAGAAGAAGCUCGGAACUCGGGUUGCUGACUUGGAAUCUCAAUUAGGCCAAGCACAGCAUGAACUCAAGAAACUGAAGGAUCAGUUAGCUUCAGCUGAAUGUGCAAAAAAGGAAGCUCAGGAGGAAUUAGAGAAGAAAAAGAAAAAACCAGUUAACAAUCCACCCCCUGACAUUAAAGGGAACACAGUUUCUGCACUGCCUCCUACAGAUAUCCAGGAGGCCAAGGAAGAGAUUAGGGAAAUUCCAGACAAAUCUUCUGAGGAGAUCUCAAAAGAAACUGAUGUAUAUGAAGUUCCUGUAAACACAGAGCUGGUCGAAUCCAAGGUGGAACUGACUAAGCCUGUUGGUGAAUCGCUUGAUGUGGUCGAAUUCGAGGGUGAAAUUAAACAUGCUGAGAAAUCUUGUGAACCACCAGAGAAUGCAUUGGCUUUGUGGGAAGAUGAGAUUAAUUUGCUGAAGACCAAAUUACAAGAAAAAGAGGAAGAGUGUGAACAUUUACGGGUAAAUAAUGAGAGCCAGAAUAUGCAAAUAAUAGAGGCCGCGAUGGCUGUGGCGUCAGCUCAAGCGAAGGAAGAAGAAACAGCUUCCAAACUGAAACAAACUGGGAUAGAAUUAGAAGAGUCCAAGGCAAAUGCUGUCAGACUAAAGCAGCAGUUAGAAGCUACUGAAGGACAAAAGGCAGAAUUAGAAUCGGAAAUGAAAAAACUUAAAGUGCAGACGGAGCAAUGGAGGAAAGCAGCCGAUGCAGCUGCAGCUGUACUUUCUUCAGGAAUUGAUAUGAAUGGGAGAAUUGGCGAGAGGUGUGGAUCCAUGGAUAAGCAGCUUUUCAGUGGUGGGUAUACUGGUUUUCAUGGAUCACCAUACAACGAUGAAUUAGAUGAUGUGUUUGUAGGAGGAAAAAAGAAGGGUUCUGGCAUUCGUAUGUUUGGAGAUUUGUGGAAGAAGAAGAGUCAGAAAUGAGAAUCUCUCUCCCAAAUUCUCCUGCUUUACUUGGCUCAAAAUCGUUUCCUAGCUUGCACUGUUACUUUUUAUUUUUUUGUGAAACGGUUGCUUACGGUUUCGGGUUGCAGCAUAUCGUGGACUGCGUUGGUUUAGCAAAUCUCAGAUCGUACUGUAAUGAUUACUCAUCUUUUGUUCAGUUCUUCAAAAACUUACAUGUCCCUCAAAUUUUGAAAAAUCUUGUGCAUGGUAGUUUCUGUGGUUCACAUGAUUUGAAAGUUCCCAACCAUAAACAGGAUUGUUUUAUUUUCUUAACAAGAAAAAAAAAAAAAA
Molecule: messenger RNA, 1780 nt
Organism: Papaver somniferum (opium poppy)
Lineage: Eukaryota; Viridiplantae; Streptophyta; Magnoliopsida; Ranunculales; Papaveraceae
Product: interactor of constitutive active ROPs 4-like
Exons: 3
Coding region: 344-1468 (374 amino acids)
Source: RefSeq, a predicted model, not a curated record